GGGCAGACAGUCGUCCCGCAUCCGUCCCGCAUCCAUCCCGCACGGCAGCGCGGAUGAAACACCGGUCACCUUCAGGGCAGCAUCCCGGGAAAAGGCCCCGUGUUCCCGGCGCGGCCGCCGCCAGCUCCCCGGCCUCCGGGAUGGAGGACAAGGCGCCGUCCACCCCGCGGGAACUCACGCAGAACCCGCUGAAGAAGAUCUGGAUGCCGUAUAAAAAUGGCCUUCCAGAAAAACACAUCUCCCAGAGGAAGGUUUGUAUGACCAACUGUCCCACCCUGAUUGUGACAGUGGGCCUUCCUGCCAGGGGGAAGACCUACAUCUCCAAGAAACUCACCCGCUACCUGAACUGGAUCGGUGUUCCCACCAGAGAGUUCAAUGUGGGCCAGUACAGGAGAGAUUUUGUGAAGAUCUACAAAUCCUUUGAGUUCUUCCGUCCUGACAACGAGGAGGGCUUAAAGAUCAGGCGGCAAUGUGCCUCGGCAGCGCUGAAUGAUGUGCGACAGUACCUCACAGAAGAAGGAGGUCAAGUGGCGGUGUUUGAUGCAACAAACACCACCAGAGAGAGAAGAGAGACCAUCAUCCAGUUUGCAGAGCAGAAUGGAUUUAAGGUGUUCUUCGUAGAGUCUGUGUGUGAAGACCCAGAUGUCAUACAGGAGAACAUUGUGCAAGUGAAGCUGGAAAGCCCCGACUACACCAACUGUAACAAUGAGGAGGCCGUGGAGGAUUUCAUGAAGAGGAUCAAGUGUUAUGAAAACUCCUACGAGACACUGGAUGAAGUUCUGGACAGGGAUCUCUCCUACAUUAAAAUCAUGGAUGUGGGUCAGCGCUAUCUGGUGAACCGGGUGUUGGACCACAUCCAGAGCCGGAUCGUCUACUACCUCAUGAACAUCCACAUCACGCCGCGCUCCAUCUACCUGUGCCGCCACGGCGAGAGCGAGCUCAAUGUCAAGGGACGCAUCGGAGGAGACUCUGGCCUCACUACUGGAGGCAAGGAGUUUGCUAAGAAGCUGAACCAGUUCAUCCAGGCGCAGGGCAUCAGCGACCUGAAGGUGUGGACCAGUCAGAUGAAGAGAACCAUCCAGACAGCGGAGGCUCUCUGUGUGCCGUACGAACAGUGGAAGGUCCUGAACGAAAUCGAUGCAGGAGUGUGUGAGGAGAUGAUGUACGAGGAGAUCCAGGGGAACUUUCCUCUGGAGUUCGCCCUGAGGGAUCAGGACAAAUAUCGCUAUCGGUACCCGAAAGGAGAGUCCUAUGAGGACCUGGUGCAGCGGUUGGAGCCGGUCAUCAUGGAGCUGGAGCGGCAGGAGAACGUGCUGGUGGUCUGUCACCAAGCCGUCAUGCGGUGCUUAUUGGCAUAUUUCCUGGACAAGACUGCAGAGGAACUGCCGUACCUGAAGUGCCCGUUGCACACUGUGCUGAAGUUAACACCAGUGGCCUAUGGCUGUAAAGUGGAAUCCAUCAGCUUAAACAUUGAUGCAGUCAACACACACAGAGAAAGACCAGAGAACGUAGAGGUGUCGCGGAUGUCAGAGGAGGCUUUGCUAACAGUGCCAGCUCACCAAUGAGGCAGCACCCCCCCACCCCAAUGACCCCUUAUCCAACCCCUCACUCGUAUACCGUCAUUACGAACACUCUCCCCGUUUGACGCACAACGUACCUGCCAAAUGCAGAAAUCUCUCUCCUCCACCCUCUUCUGUUGGUGUAUUUUCCCUCCAUUUAUAUUUUUAAACGUGAUGAUGUUGGUAAUUGACUGGAAUCCAGUUUGUAAUAAUUGAUUAAUGAAUCCUACGACACGGAUCGUGUGUCAUGCACAUUCUCCCAUUUUUGGAGAAUGAAUGAAAAACCGAUUUUCUUCUCUUUUUUUAAAAACGGAUGCUGUAUCUGUGAAGCAUUGAAAUUCCAGCACCUUCUCCUGAAGCAUUGACUGUAUAAUUUUGUUUUGUCAUUGAUUCUGCCUGUUGAACUGAUUUAACAAAAUCACUUUUGUUUUUACCAGUGUCUCAUCACUUUAUUUCUGUUAGUCAGAAAACUCCAGUCUAAGUUUUACAGAUUUGCACACAGACAGAGUUGUGCUUUUUAUUUUGCACUUAAAAAUCAACUCUGUUUAGUUUGUUAGGAACUGUCCUCGAUCACAGUCUGUCUCUCGUCUAACACUGUCUAAUGAAGAUCCUGGAAAUACAGAAAUGCUUUGUUUUUAUUGUUUUGUUUUUUUGUUCAACAAUAUGAAGGUUAUUGCAGUACGUUCAUAUCUCUGAACAGAACGAAGACGAUACAUCUGUUUACUGUGUCUUAAUAAACUUCGCUCAAUCAAUCAUGUUUCCCAA
This is a messenger RNA of Limanda limanda (common dab), 2324 nucleotides long. RefSeq names its product 6-phosphofructo-2-kinase/fructose-2,6-bisphosphatase 4-like. The coding region runs from base 54 to 1565 and encodes 503 amino acids. The record is from RefSeq and is a predicted model, not a curated record. Gene Ontology annotation, molecular function: 6-phosphofructo-2-kinase activity; ATP binding; fructose-2,6-bisphosphate 2-phosphatase activity. NCBI's taxonomy places the organism in Eukaryota, Metazoa, Chordata, Actinopteri, Pleuronectiformes, Pleuronectidae. Gene Ontology annotation, cellular component: cytosol. Gene Ontology annotation, biological process: fructose 2,6-bisphosphate metabolic process; fructose metabolic process. The transcript has 14 exons.